GCAAACAACUAAAUGGCGUGAGAUACACGAUAGUCUCGUCAUUCCAUUUCUAGUCACACUAUCUAGUCAUUAUUUUUUUUUUUUUAAUAAUCCGUAAGGCAUCCAAGUAAGGAUAAGCGACGCUAGAUUAUCAAAUAAAUAUCAUGAAGUGAACAGUGUAAUUAACGCAACGGUUCGACGUCCGUGAGACGCCUAAUUGCGGUGACGCGGUAUAAGUGAUUAUUGGUGAACAAUAUCGAAUCCCCUCCCUCCCCCGUCAUCAUGUAUUCGAUGGACAAUCUCGAACGGGACAUGAUGAACCGGCAGUACAUGUACGAGGCGCACAGCUUCCUGGCGUCCCAUCAUCCGUCCGGUAGCACCGGUAGCACUAGCGGCAGCGAACACUAUCUCUACGACGAGAACAGCAGCGACAACGAGAGCGUUUACAGCAGCGAUCAGGAGAAUCACGCGAGAGAACGAAGUCGAGGCAACCGACGCGGCGGGGCAUCGGGAAAAUGUCCGAGACAGGUGCAGGUGCAGCAACGGCAGGCGGCGAACAUGAGGGAACGAAGACGUAUGCAGAACAUAAACGAUGCUUUCGAGGGCCUGAGGGCUCACAUACCGACCUUGCCGUACGAGAAAAGACUGUCGAAGGUCGACACGCUGAAGUUGGCGAUCGGUUACAUAAACUUCCUCAAUGAACUCGUCAGGACAGACAAGGGUAACGACCCCUUGACGGGCAACAGCGGUCUCUCGAGGUGUUCCAGUCGGGACGAGUCCAAGAAGGUCAUAGUCCGUGGCAGCGGUGGUAAUCCGUUCAUCUCGCACUCGCUUUCGUGGUCGAGAAAGUCGGAUAUUUCGCCAAAUGGCACGAUGUACGCGAAGGUCUGGACGCCGGAAGAUCCGCGAACGUCGAAAAACGGGACGACGUUCGAGUAGACGGCGAAUUUUGAGUUUCACUCACGAGGAAACAAAGGACUUGGACACGGUCGGGACGUUUCUCAUCUAGCGUGUUAUUUAGUGUCUAAGGAAAAACAUUUCUAGUCACUGAUCCUCGUCAUGUGAUUUGCAUCUAUCGAGGUGUUCCCCGAUUUUUUAUUGGAAACGAAAAUAUUUAUACAUCGUUUGUCGGGAAGACAACGUUAGUAUUAAAGCAAAUUGAAUUAGUCAUUGCAAAAUACGCGUAAACAAAAUUUCAAUUUUUUAAAGAAAAUUUCUUACUUUAUAUUUUAUACGUAAUCAAUUUUUUUAUCUUGAUGCAAAUAUGAUUUUUUUCUAGAAAAGUAUUCUAAACGCAAGCUGAGUAUUUUUGGUCAUGAAUUUUGAGAUGGAAUAUCUUUUUUUUUAUAAGGAAAUAAUUCUUUCAGAUUUUUCUGAGGGGAGGCUCGAUCAACGUUUAUUUUGCAAUGGCCGAUUCGGUUUUCAUCGUUUUGCAUAAUGCAAAUCUGUGCGUAUCUGUAUGUAUCUACGAAGCAUUUUUACGAACGUUCUGUGAAACGUGCUUUGUAAAUAGAAAUUCUCGAAAUAGGCAAUUACAAUAGGAUAAGCACUACCAUUUAUACGUAAUUAAAACGACAUAACAGAGAUGAUGCGCGAUGAGCGUAAUUAUCGGCACUGUGAAUAACAAAGCUAAAUAAACGUAGUUCUGAGAAAUUCGUUGUGUAAAUUAUUCACCUCGCAGUCCUCCAAAAAAUACGAAUAACGGACGAAACUCAAAGAUAGAAAAUCGAGAAUCGUGUUGACAGAUAAAGCUUCUGAUUGCAAAUUUAAUUUAAUUCCACUUUAUUUUUAUAAUUAAAAAUCAACAUCAAUGAACAUAAUCGAUAAAGAAAAGCUUGCUCGAAAAAAAUUGAAAUAAAGCAUAAAAACUUAGUCAGUUUAUGCAGUUGGAUCAUUGAAGAACUCAAUGAAGUUCCAUCAUCAUUCGCGAUGGAAUUAUUAGCUUGCAGCUUUUAAGUUCCAAGCUAAUAAUCAAAUCUCGUCCGUGAUUCGAAGAUGCUUUCGACAGCGACAUGCCGAAAGAGAGAAAUGGCAAGAUGGCCGAAACCGCCGAAGGGUUGAUAGCACCCUAAAAAGCUUCUUGUGUUCUCGCAGGGAUGGGUUUGGGCAAAAGAAGAAGAGAACGAGAGUCGGGAGUCGGUUCAGAAAUAGAGAUAUAAAAAGAG
This is a messenger RNA of Pogonomyrmex barbatus (red harvester ant), 2144 nucleotides long. RefSeq names its product 48 related 1 (gene Fer1). Gene Ontology annotation, molecular function: DNA-binding transcription factor activity, RNA polymerase II-specific; protein dimerization activity; RNA polymerase II transcription regulatory region sequence-specific DNA binding. Gene Ontology annotation, biological process: regulation of transcription by RNA polymerase II; developmental process. Lineage: Eukaryota; Metazoa; Arthropoda; Insecta; Hymenoptera; Formicidae. The record is from RefSeq and is a predicted model, not a curated record.